Molecule: messenger RNA, 303 nt
Organism: Schistosoma turkestanicum
Lineage: Eukaryota; Metazoa; Platyhelminthes; Trematoda; Strigeidida; Schistosomatidae
Source: the annotation of a GenBank genome assembly
AUGGUUUCGGAAAACUUGAGGUUGUUAGCGAAAGAUAAUAUUGCAUUACAUUUAAUUACUGUGCAUCAUAUAGCUGACUAUGAAAACAUAGAAGAGCAAACUGAAGCAAUUGUAACAAUAGAACGUCUACAAGAAAUCUGUUCCAUAAUUUAUGAAAUGUUCAAAGAAUUAAAGGAAACAUUCACUAAAUCAUGGUCACCAAAUUUAUGGUACAAUGAAGAUGACAGAAAUAGAAGUGUUGAUUUGGUUUGUCUAUGUUUUAUAAAUUAUGUAAAUAUUAACUCAAUGCAUUAUUUAGGUUGA